Aspergillus nomiae NRRL 13137 is the source of this 434-nucleotide messenger RNA. Its product is annotated as BolA family protein. The record is from RefSeq and is a predicted model, not a curated record. The transcript has 3 exons. Bases 42 to 434 code for a protein of 130 amino acids. Lineage: Eukaryota; Fungi; Ascomycota; Eurotiomycetes; Eurotiales; Aspergillaceae.
CAAAUCGACAUCUCCCACUUCCUGCAAUUCAACCACAUCCCAUGCUCUCCCUCCUCCGUCACAGCCGUUCCGGCCUUGUCCCUCGUCGUCUGUUCUCAACAACCUCCAGAAUGGCUUCCAAUACUCCCGUCGAAGAUGCCGUCCGUGAGAAAAUCACCACUGCUUUCUCCCCCUCCAAUCUUAUAAUCCGGAAUGAUUCCCAUCUCCAUGCGCACCAUGCGCCGAUGCGUGGGUCAACGUCCAAGGAAACGCACUUUCACAUAACGAUUACCUCCGAAGCAUUCAAGUCGAAGAUGCAGCCGGCCCGUCACCGCAUGGUGUACGCUUUGCUAAAGGAGGAGAUGGACCGAGAGGGAGGAAUUCAUGCGCUGCAGUUACGAACUCGGACGCCGGAAGAGGAGCAGAGGGAGAAGGAAAGAAAAGCGCAGGCAUAA